CGAUCUAUCCCAGCAUGCAUUGCGCUGGCUCGUUAGAUCGGUUGGAUCAUGGACCAAAGCGACAAUGAUCUUCAAGGAAGCGAUGGCUCUGGGAGCUUGGGGGGUCCAGAUGUUCGCAGACGGAUCCCAAUCAAACUCAUAUCCAAACAGCCUCUAAGGAGUAAACCUCAGCCCCGCAUCCAGAGACCCAGUGGCAGGCCAUGUAAAAGUGAAUCUGGAGAGGAUGAUAACUUUGGCUUCAAGCAAGAGGAGAGGUUCGAUUGUGGAGCUAAAGCUGGUGAUGUGUUCGCAAAUCAGAGGAGAUAUCCCCAGCCGCUGUUUUGGGACUAUAAGUUAAAUUUGAUUGGAGAAAGGGAUGAAGUACCAAUUCACUUCUGUGACAAAUGCGGUCUUCCUAUUCAGCUGUAUGGACGGAUGAUUCCAUGUAAACAUGUUUUCUGUUAUGACUGUGCUUUGCUUCAUGAGAAGAAAGGAGAGAAGAUGUGCCCAGGUCUCAAUCUCUACAACUGCACAGACCCGGUGCAGCGUAUCGAGCAGUGCCAGCGUGGUUCCCUCUACAUGUGCAGUGUUGUGCCAGGAUGCAAGCGCACUUACCUGUCCCAGCGUGACCUGCAGGCCCAUGUCAAUCAUCGUCACAUGAGAGCCGCCAAGUCCUCCGCAGGCCGCCAGGAACCUGUGCACCUGCCCCCGACAUCUGAUGUUACUGACCGAUUCCGUGUGCCUCCGCCUCACUUAUCCAAGAACCACGUUCAUCUCCCCAACCCUCUUCAACAUGGCGGUCACGACCCUUACAGUCAGCCACCACCACCGACCGGUCAUGAAGGCCCGCCCCCGCCCUCUGGCCUCGGCCCUGAGACAUUCCGUAUUGCCACAGUAACUACGCGUAAGCACAGCAAUCUCAUUACAGUGCCCAUCCAAGAUGACUCUUCAUCCUCUCGAGAGCCCCACUCUGGUGGGCCGGGUCCUUCUCAGCCUCCCCACCACCACCCUGGGGACUAUCCAGGGCAGCCACCUGUAGUGUCCCACUCUCACCACAUGAUGGCCCCACCACAGCAGCACUUUGGCCCUCCGCCUCCUCCACCUCCUCCUAUUAGUCACCCCAUGCAGCAUCCUCCUCAGGCCUCUGGGACACCCCAUUUGGUGUACAACCAGGCACCCCCUCCACCCAUGUCCGCUGCUCCUCCACCAAUAACUCCUCCACCGGGGCACAUACUGGGCCAAAUGCCCCCUUACAUGAACCACCCACCCCCAGGACCUCCACCACAGCACAGUGGUCCCCCUGUUAAUGCACCCCCACCCCAUCACUAUAACCCAAACUCAAUGCAGCAGUUCCCAGAAGACCAGGGCACCCUCAGUCCCCCGUUUAACCAGCCAGGAGGUCUCAGUCCUGGAAUGUGGCCCGCUCCAAGAGGGCCGCCUCCUCCUCGGAUGCAGGGUCCUCCUCCCCAAGGCCAGAUGCCAGGACCACAUCACCCAGAUCAGGGCCGUUACCGGCCAUAUUAUCAGUAACCUGCCAACUGACGGGCAGCAGUGUGUGUCAUUCUGUUUCAUACCACUUGUCUGAACAAUGUGAUAGUAAACCUCAGGGUUACCAGAUGUAGGACGUUCAUUUUGAUAAAACUGCCCCAAAGCAAGUGUGUAUGUGGUGCACAUUUUAGUUAACUGUACUGAACUUUAAACAUAAUAUAGACUUUCAGAAGAGCAGGAAUGUCCCUUUUUUAAUAGCGUAUGGUUAAAUAUUUCUGUAAAUAUGUCAGCUGAUUUCACGCACACGUGCUGUACAUUGACAAUGUUAACUCUGUCUCAAUAAAUUUUUAACGGCCAUC
Molecule: messenger RNA, 1826 nt
Organism: Sphaeramia orbicularis (orbiculate cardinalfish)
Lineage: Eukaryota; Metazoa; Chordata; Actinopteri; Kurtiformes; Apogonidae
Gene: cbll1
Product: Cbl proto-oncogene-like 1, E3 ubiquitin protein ligase
Exons: 6
Coding region: 49-1509 (486 amino acids)
Biological process (GO): regulation of cell adhesion; protein ubiquitination
Molecular function (GO): ubiquitin protein ligase activity
Source: RefSeq, a predicted model, not a curated record